UGGGUGCAGGUACCUAUCAAAUUCGGGUACCCACUCCCACUUUCGCUCCGAUCACCUAGGCGAUCGUAAGUGGAAGGUGUCCUCCCUUUCUCCCUCCCCAUAAUCUUUUGGGACAUGUUGCAGGUCCCAGAAGACUACAGGACCAUUCAUGAAGCGCAGUGCAACUCGCGCAUGCGCAGUGGGUACCUGGCUGUGAAGCCGCAAGCUGUAACAGCCACACUGAAGAUGCCGGCGCCCAGGGAGAGAAGAAGACAGCCGGUAACAUGGGCUGUGGGGAACACACUGCGG
Molecule: messenger RNA, 288 nt
Organism: Staurois parvus
Lineage: Eukaryota; Metazoa; Chordata; Amphibia; Anura; Ranidae
Source: the annotation of a GenBank genome assembly